AUGAGACGUCACUCGCCGAGGAUCACGUGGCGGUGUCUUGGCGUGGACUUGAGUUGGAUUCUGGACCGGUGUGCGUAUCGAUCCUCUAAUCACGGCGUCAUCGCUACCUCGAGGACUGACACAUUCCCACCAACCAUAUCGCUUUUCCCAUCAUAUAAUCCUGGGGGUACCGCGGUGCGAGGUCGCCCCCGACCCGGAAACAGGGACCACCACGUCAGAAGAAACCCAACACCCACCGCACUAUACACAAAACAUCGCUCGCCCGGCGGUGCCCGUUGGCUUCGAUAUGGCCAGCUCGAAUAUGAUGCUUUCAGCAGAGUAAUCGAUUGGCAUGAGCAGUACACUUUCCGAGCGACGCUAUCCACGUAUUUCGUAGCGUGCGGUGUAUUCAACCCUCCAACAAUAAACACACCCGAAGCCAGAAAACACCGGAUUGAGGCUUUGGAAGGGCUUCAAAUCUUAUUUGGGCGUUGGGCCGGUAUGAUAAUCCAUUGA
Molecule: messenger RNA, 495 nt
Organism: Morchella sextelata
Lineage: Eukaryota; Fungi; Ascomycota; Pezizomycetes; Pezizales; Morchellaceae
Exons: 5
Coding region: 1-495 (164 amino acids)
Source: RefSeq, a predicted model, not a curated record